Molecule: messenger RNA, 579 nt
Organism: Tarenaya hassleriana
Lineage: Eukaryota; Viridiplantae; Streptophyta; Magnoliopsida; Brassicales; Cleomaceae
Exons: 2
Coding region: 1-579 (192 amino acids)
Molecular function (GO): zinc ion binding
Source: RefSeq, a predicted model, not a curated record
AUGAGUUCAAAAUCUGAGGCAACUUCUCAGUCGGGAAGUUCGAAUUGGAAAAAAGGAGAAGCAAGGCCGCGACGAGGUGUUCCUACACAAUGCGAGUGUGGAUCUGCUAUUACAAGAUGGACCUCCAAAACUCACAAUAACCCCGGAAGAGUUUUUUUCCGUUGUGCAAAUCAUGAGGGAAAUCCUUCGCACUUAUUUAAAUGGGUGGAUGAUGCUUUUAUUGAAGCAAUCGAGGAUUUACAUGGUGAACAACAAAAACAAGGUGCUGAGAUUGAGUUGAUCAUUAAAAAGAUGCAAGAAAUGGAAGCAGAAAGGGAAGAGUUCGACGACAAGGUGAGAAGAAAUGAAAGAGAGAAGCAAGAUUUAGAAGCCCAGGUGAAACAAACCGAAAGAGAAAAGCAAGAGUUGGAAGCCAAUAUGGAAAAAACUGAAAGAGAAAAGAAAGAAUUGGAAGACAAGAUGGGAACAAUUGAAACAGAGAAGAAGGAUUUGGUAUUGGAACUACAAGUCUCCAAAUUGUUGGUGUUAGUGUUUGUUUUCAUAUCAGUUUGCAUGUACUACUAUGGUUUGUCUGUUUGA